Molecule: messenger RNA, 2386 nt
Organism: Synchiropus splendidus (mandarinfish)
Lineage: Eukaryota; Metazoa; Chordata; Actinopteri; Syngnathiformes; Callionymidae
Gene: tpd52
Product: tumor protein D52
Exons: 7
Coding region: 448-1164 (238 amino acids)
Biological process (GO): B cell differentiation
Cellular component (GO): cytoplasm
Source: RefSeq, a predicted model, not a curated record
AAAGUGAGGGUGGGAGAGAAAUGACAAAACCUGAGUGAUGGCACGGCUGCUGAUAGUGUCACUCUAUGAAAGCCGCACCAGCUCAGGAUGUCUUCAUGAAACUACUGUAUGUGCAAAGUCUGGAGUGUGUGUUGACCUUUGGGAUUAUAGUCAAGACUGUGUGCUGCUACAGCUGUGCAACGGGACAGGUGACUGAUUAGCGGCAGGAACGGACCAGGAGUUGGAAAAUGAUCUUUUGCUGAUCCUUUAUGCUGUCUGACCAACGGAGAGCGUUACUUGUGGACGUCGCGUUUUUGGCCCAUCUCACACAAGUAUCUUGGACGUUGUGCACAAAGCGUCUCAGAGAACCAGCAGUGGCCUGUGUCACAUGCUGACAAUCAGCACUUCUCCGGCUUUGCUGAGGUAGGAGAGUUGGCAAGGAGCUGGUUGUGCUACAAGCUUGCAAACAUGGAGCCUCUGGAGGAAUAUCACUCACCGUUUGACUUUGAACAAGGGGUCAACACCAGCUACCUUUACCUCUCGCCAUCCUACAGCGACACACCGCCCAGCUCGCCCGCACUCAGAACCAGAGAUGGACAGCAGCCUCCAAACUCUCUUCCAGAGAUAGGAGAAGAUGCAGUGACUGCUGUCAGUCAGCCAUCCUCUACACCGACCAUGAGUGAGGAGGAGCGACAGGAGCUGCAGGAGGAGCUGGUCAAGGUGGAGGACGAGAUCCAGACUCUGUCUCAAGUGCUGGCGGCCAAAGAAAAGCAAGUGGCCGACCUCAAGAGGAAGUUGGGCAUCACACCGCUGAAUGAGCUGAAGCAGAACCUCACCAGAACCUGGCAGGAGGUCACUGCUUCCAAUGCCGUUAGGAGAACAUCUGAAACGCUCUCUCACGCUGGUCUGGUGGCCUCUGCAGCCUUCUCCAAUAUGGGCACCGCUAUCAGCCGAAAGUUUGAGGACGUUAGCAUGCGAUCAUUGCAACACUCGGCUAGUAUGCCUGCGAUGAGGAAUGCACCAACUUUCAAGUCAUUCGAGGAGCGAGUGGGAACAUUAAAGACGAGGAUGAGCCCUUCAGCACCAGGUGGUGACACUGGUGACCAGACCUCCACGAGUCCCUCCUCAGAGUCACUGCUGGCUCAGCCUGAGGCCUUACCCAGCCAGGAACCACCAAUGCACUAAGACCCUUUAUGACCCCUCUCCCUCCUCUUGAACCCUUGACCCCUCAGUUGUUCACAUUUGUCUCCUCUCGUGUGCCAGUCCUUCUGUGCAGGAAAUGCUGGGUUGUCAGGGUAACGUUGGUCUUUUGUCAUGCCUCCCGAUGAGACCACUGGUUCAAGCUUGAAUACAGCCACGUCUAUCAAAAGUGGAAGCCCUUAAGUGCAGCUUUGAUGUUUGGUCACGCCCAAUAGAAGAUCCUGAUGUGACACACAGAGGGGGCCAUCAGCUGCAGUGUUUCCCUGUGUUCUCCGCUGUCUCUGUCCAACAUGUCGCUGCUCAUGUUAACCAAGAUCAUGGGACUGGGGAGUGUGUGUGAAGCCUCCUCCUCCUCCUCCUCCAAUCUCCUGGACCCUUUUGCCUUUGACUAACCGACAGAUGCCAAAACAAUUCUCUCAUCCAGUUUCCCUUUGACACACAGUAUCUUGUCCAGUUUGUGACAAAAAAAUGCCCAAAAAAGGCUUCAGCGAGAAGUUCUCAAACAGAUGGUUUACAAAGAAGGAAGUGAACGGCCAAUUGUGGAUCAUUUGAUGUUGUUUUUUCACUUGUUUGUUGGAUUUUCUGUUAUUAAAGCUGAUAGUGGGUCUCUUGUUGGUUUGGGGUGGGUGACUGUCGUCGGGCACUGUAUUCGUUAAUAGUAGUGCAACACUGUUCCAAUCUCAAAUGUAUUAGAAAGCUUUUAAAAAGGGGGGUUUGGGUUCUUCGCAGCAGCAGAAACCGGACCAAGGUCGGCCGAUACUGCAGAGUAAACACACUCAAGGUUCGGCCUUCAACCUGUGGGGGGGAGAGAAACAAAUGUCUGCUUCAGACCCCAUAUUUUAAACACUUUGCCAUUGUUUCUGUGAGGGAGGAAGCCACAAGCCUCCCCAAAUAAUGUGUGCUGAAGUCAUGUUGGAGGGCCGUGCAACAAAGUUACUGUUGUAAAAAAAAAAAAAGAUUCCCUAUUAAAAGAGUUCUGCUUGAAUAAAUGUGUGUUUUAUGAUUCUGCGAAAGUAAACACAGCAUCGUAGCCUUUUAAGUUGUACUGUAAGUGAUGAAGACAUGACGGAGAUUGGUGGAGGAGGCUGGCUUUCCGUGGCAAAGUGCACAAGUCUGUUUACGUCUGCGUCAAUGUGUUUUGUCUAAGAAGCAUGUCGAGGUUCACAUUCCUUGUCUUUGUGCAGGAAAUGCUUAAUAAAGGGUAUGA